Colletotrichum lupini is the source of this 90-nucleotide messenger RNA. RefSeq lists its product as uncharacterized. The transcript has a single exon. Lineage: Eukaryota; Fungi; Ascomycota; Sordariomycetes; Glomerellales; Glomerellaceae. Bases 1 to 90 code for a protein of 29 amino acids. The record is from RefSeq and is a predicted model, not a curated record.
AUGGAGACGAUGACCAGGAGUGUCUUCCAGCGGGCGUGGAUCCGCACCCAGGCCUUUGCAACGUUGAAAUCACCGCGACCGGGCCAAUAG